AUUUGUGUUGUUGCGCAGCGAAACUUUUUUUUUUUUUUUUUUUUUCCUUCUCCUCUUUUCGAUUCUAUUUGACGGAAUAGGGGUUUUUUUGUGGAUUCUCUUUAUCAGUAGUAAUAAGGAGAAGAGUUCACAAAGCUAUGGCGAUUUCUUCUCUCUCUGCUUCAACAAUUCCAUCUUUGAAGACACCGCCCUCACAGCUGACUACUACCAAUUUGACUUCCUUGUCUUCGCUGCAGUUUCCAGCGCAGCUUCAGAGGCUUCAGUUUAGGGUCAGAGGGAUUUCCUCUCCUUCCAGGUCUCGAAUUUUGCAUCUGGUUGCAGCAAAGAAGCAAACAUUUUCAUCCCUUGAUGAGUUGUUGGAAAAUGCUGACAAGCCAGUGUUGGUCGACUUCUAUGCAACCUGGUGCGGUCCUUGCCAGCUUAUGAGUCCAAUUCUUGAUCAAGCAAGUGCUGUCCUAAAAGACACGAUCCAGGUGGUAAAAAUUGAUACUGAGAAGUACCCGAGCAUUGCUGACAAAUAUAGAAUAGAAGCAUUGCCUACAUUUAUCAUCUUUAAGGAUGGCAAACCUUAUGACCGCUUUGAGGGUGCUUUGCCUAAAGAUAAGUUCAUUGAACGCAUCGAGAAUUCACUGCAAGUGAAGCAAUAGAUAUGGUAACCCUUGUCCCUUUUUAAGUCUGUCCCUUUCAGAAUGCGUAACCCUUGUCCCUUUUUAAGUCUGCCCCUUUCAGAAUGCAUUUGCAUGCUAUGAGACCCCAUAAAUAAACUCACUCCCAAUUUCGGCGCACAGAUUCUAUGAGGAAUGAAAUAUGAAGCCAUUAUGUGUAAUUUUUUACUAGGAAGGUCACCCAUUCUUCGCCUCCCAGAAUGCUGUAACGAGGGUAAUUGUACCUAAAAGAGUGAUAAACACAAAAAUACAAUAGCAUAUUUGUUUAUAACUCUUGGAAAUUUUGCAAAAAGAUUGUAUUUGUUUUUGAAACAUUUAUAAGCUCCACUCUUUUAAUGGUUACUGGACUUGGUGCAGCCAUCGUUGAUCA
Manihot esculenta (cassava) is the source of this 1035-nucleotide messenger RNA. Its product is annotated as thioredoxin Y2, chloroplastic. The transcript is spliced from 4 exons. The record is from RefSeq and is a predicted model, not a curated record. Bases 138 to 647 code for a protein of 169 amino acids. Gene Ontology annotation, molecular function: oxidoreductase activity, acting on a sulfur group of donors, disulfide as acceptor; protein-disulfide reductase activity. Gene Ontology annotation, cellular component: cytoplasm. Lineage: Eukaryota; Viridiplantae; Streptophyta; Magnoliopsida; Malpighiales; Euphorbiaceae.